Messenger RNA from Talaromyces amestolkiae, 2490 nucleotides. RefSeq lists its product as uncharacterized. The record is from RefSeq and is a predicted model, not a curated record. Lineage: Eukaryota; Fungi; Ascomycota; Eurotiomycetes; Eurotiales; Trichocomaceae. The coding region runs from base 1 to 2490 and encodes 829 amino acids. The transcript has 3 exons.
AUGCCGUUGAUACAGAGUGAAGAAGAAUGGCUGGAGCAAACUGCAAAGGCUCAACGGGAGGCCGAGGAGGUCGAGGCGGAAGAUCCGUCGCUCAAUGAUGCACCGGUUCAUCCAAUUGCUCAGCUUCAAGGACCUUUCGAGGAGUCCAUUGCUGAGUCCACAGUUGGAUCGCACAGCAAUUGGCAAGUCUUUAUAGAUGCACAUGCUCGGCGGAAUCAGAUAUUGACGGCCUCUGUAUACGAGCGAUUGUUAUCUCAGAUAGCCUUCGGUCUUCAUUUACUCGCUCAAGGCUUGGCCAAGUCUGAGCCUGCUGUGAUCAAAAUCCUGCAAGUACACGUGGCCGAACUCGAUGGCUUCAUUGAGAAUACUACAGAAGAUAUAGUCAUUGCAUUCAGCGAUAUUGAAGAGCGCUUGACUCACCUGCGCCUACCCCUGGGAAACAUUCCAUUAUUCAGCGAUAUGCUAGCGGAUGAAGCCUUUCGAAAAACUGUCAUCAGGGACCACGAACGCAUACAGCAUAUAAUUCAACGGAGCGCCCUCGCUAUGGAUGAUCACGCUAAGGAUAUAGAAAAGGGCUUACAGUCUGUUCGAAUCCUUGGCAUAUAUCUCCUGGAAUUAAGGGAGGAUUGGAAUGAUCAGACCGGUAGCCUUGAUGCGGUUUACACUGCCAUGGUUGGCAAUGUCGAUGGCUGGAAGCGAGAAUUCAAACGUCUAAAGCGUAAGGCUUAUAAGCUCGCCAAGAGUCUUACCAUGCUACAUCAAGUCGCUUUUGAGAUACAACGACUUGUAAUUCCCAGGCCGGUGUCUCGGGCCGAAGGCCAACAGAAGAAAGUGAAGAACACAACUAACGGACUAUCAAAACUUAUGCACAGCCCGCUUCCACAAUCGCCAGCAGAACCAAUCGCUUAUACCGCCAAGGCCCAGACAGUCUCGAUCGUUGCAGGUUUUACUCCAACGACACUAGUCAAGACAACAUAUCAACAAGAAAGCCCGGUGUCGAACAGGCCUGGUUCUGUGUUUCGUCGUGGCCACCAGCAGAAGCCUUCGGAGUAUAAGAAAGAAUUGAGCAAUAAGACGGAUCGCUACUACGCUCGUCCGAACACUGGCAAUAUGACGCCACGACGAUCUGUUACAGCACCAGUAGUCUCAGAGAGCAAGAGCAAGGAUGUCGUUCGAAAGGAACGAAAAGGGGAACCACAACGGCCAAAGACGUCCUCUUCCAAAGCUGUGGAGCGCUUCGGCAUACCAGAAAAGGAAUCAAAUAGACCGCUGUCUAGGCUUAGCUCCAAGAUUGACCGGUUCCAGAAGUCGACCUCCAAGAUUUUCAGUGUUUCGGCUUUCUCCAGAAGUCACACGAAGAAAAAGACCAAGUCUGAGUCCAAACUAGAAAUCACUCCAAAGGAGUCUUUGAAGCCCAUGGAGCGAUCAUGGAUCGAUUUUGAUACUCACGACAAGCAAAUGAGUUGGUCUCAUCAACCAGGAACCCAAUCUGACGUUCACACUUUAGCAUCUAGAAAGAACACUGCGCCGGAGUUUCCUCACUUGUUUUACAUGUCGUUCCUAGAGGACCAGUCAGCAAGUGAUGAAGAAGACCUGAAGUCACCGGACGAGGAGGACAUGAAGAAUUUAAUAGUCGAGGAAAACGAUCUCGAACAUCAAAUUACAGCUUUACCCGCUGUAACAAAAUCCAUGGAUGGUUCGAGAGAUAAAUCCUGCGAAAAAGAUGACAUGGCAGCCGAAGUCGCUUCCACCUACUCGGCAAAGAACCGCAGAUUUAGAGCGAAGAACCUACAUGUACCGCCUCUCCCUAAACCCAAAUUUGGUAAACCCUCAAAUCCAGACAACAAUCAUGUGAUUUACCAGAAUCGCAAUUGGCUGCGCCCAAAGCCCUCUACUGUCUUCUCCUUUAUCUCUUCCAAGAAGGGCGCAGAUGAGAGCUCACUGAACUCGCCUUCUCUGUUCAGAACUAGACAUGGUUCCGGCAUAUCUGAAACGCCAUCAAGACCGAUGUCAUCUCAAACAAACCAUGUACAUGGGUCGACUACACCUGUACCAUCAUUCAACCCGACAUGGGCUGCACCCAAGGAUGUGUCUGCCAGGAAUUUGGAAACGCCUCCAAUAUCCCCGAAGGCGUUAUCUUCGGCUACAGCGGGUGCCAACAUGAGACCAGGAACAAGCCAAUCCAGUGCUCGUGGGAGUAUAAGAGAUAAUUCAGGCCCCACAAAUGAGAUGCCCAAGAAUACUUCUACUGUCAACACACACGAGAGAAGUGUAUCGAGCGCUACGAAAGCGAGAGGCAAUAGCGAUAUUCGGAGUGCAUCUCCCCUCAGCGUUACCACCACACUCGAGAAGCCCCAACAUGGAGGUCUCAGUCUUUUUCCUCGAACACCAACAACACCGCGAGUUCGAAAGUUUGUCUCAAUGACUUCACUCAGGGAGGUCACGGCUGCGGAUGAUAUUGAUGAUCGACCUCCUAGAAGCAGAGGAUAA